AUGGAGCAGCUUCAGGAGCUCGCGCGGCAGGUGCGGCUGCUGGAGGCGGGAAGCCCACAGGAGGUGCGGCAGGCCAGCCAGGCGCUGGCGCAGUUCCAGCGCAGCAGCCAUGCGCUGCCCCUGUCCUUGGCGCUGCUUAAGGCCAGCGGCGCCGGCUUCGCCGGGGCCUUCGCGGCGCAGACUUUGGCGCAGCGGGCGCGCUUGGGGCGGCAGGAGGAUCUGCCGCUGUGGCCGGAGGUCUCCCAAGCCUUGCUGGAGCUGCUGUCGACUGCGCAACUCGCCCGCCCGGCGCUGCGGCAAACCUGCUGCGCGCUGGCACGGGCGGCGGUGCUGCUGUGCGACGCCGCGCCGGACUUCGUGUUUGGGGCGCUGGGGCGCUUGGGCGCGGAGAUGCUGCCGCUGCUGGAGUUCCUCCAGGCGCUGUCGGAGGAGCCCUUCAGCCGGCGCUUGCUGGUGGACGGCUCCCGAAGGAGCCGCUUUCUGAUGGCUCUGCGGCAGCGCGAGCCGGAGAUCCUGGCGGCCAUCAAUGAGGCGCUCCGGCGCCGCUGCUCGGAAGCGGAGCUCGGCUGCGCUGCCGCGUGGCUGCGGGCGCAGGGCCUCUACGAGGAUUGGUUGCCCAUGGUGGGCGUGGGCUCCGCUGCAGAUGGGAUGCACCCGGCACUGCGGGUCUUGGCGCCGGCGUUGGAGAACCAGGUGCCACAGGCUGCUCGGCAGCUUUGCGUGCUGCCGGCGGCGGCGCAGGUGCUGGAGGCGGCGCUGCCUCUGGCCACCCACCCGGAGGCCGUGAGGACCGUGGGCCCGCUGCUGGCGGCUCUGCACCAGCUGAGCACCGAGCUUCCAGGCGACGAGGCGGCGCUGGGCCCGCUGCUCUCAGCGCUGCACGGCGCUUUUGCGCAGCCCAACGUGGCGUGGCGCCCCCCGCUGCGACCGCUCGCGCUUGACCUGGGCGUGCGGCUUUUGGCGGCCACAGGGCCCAGCAGCGGCUUGGAGGUGGAUGUGGAAGGCGGCCUUCUGGGCCGGUGCUUUGAUGCGUGGGAGGCCUUGGCCUUCGCCCUGCGGGAGGACUGCGACGCGGACUUCGAGGCGGAGGCGUUUGCGCGGCUGCUGGAGGCCCUGCCGCAGGCGAUGCGGCUCUCCAAGCCCUGCGACUCCUCGGUGCGGGGACGCAUGGGCCAGCUGCUCACGAUUUGGUGCGGGGGGCAGUGUUGCAAGCAGCGGCAGCAGCAGGCGGUACAUCGCCUGGAACGACUCGCAUCGGCUUACGACUGGGGUGCACUGGAGAUGGUCCUGACCUUGGGCUCCGCGGUGGCGGAGGCUUUGGCCGGCGACGCGGACGAGCUCCCAGUGCCGCAGGUGCUCCUGCAGUUGCUAGAGCAGUUGCCGCAAGUGGUGGCGCUAGGCGCGCAGGCGGACGCGGCCCAGUCGCGGCUGACCAGCGAGGCGGCGGCGGAGCUGCUCAGCUCCAUGGACGCCUGGAUUUGCCCGGAGCGCUUCCCCGGCGCCGCCGGCCACGCGCUGCUGCGCGCCGCCUUCGGCCUCGCGGAGUCCGCCGGCGCGCCCGGCGCGGAGGCGCUCUCCGUGGUCGUGUCCAACCUGGCGCCGGGUCUGGCACCGGUGGCGGAGGAGUGCAUUACUCAGCUGCGGCACUUGAUUCUGGGCGCCAACGGCCUCACGCUGAGCUCGCGGCAGCGGCUGCUGCGCUCGGCCCUCGCCCCGCUGCUGCGGCGCCUCGAGCGUCCCCAGCGCCGAAAGGCGGCGGAGCUCUUCUUGCAGCCGCUGCGGGAAGCGGCCCGGGCCCAGGAGGCGUCGCGCGCGGGGCGCUUGCUCUUCACCCUGCUGGGCGCCGAUUGCUUCGAACCUGCCGAGGCGCUGGAGGCGGUGGCCGGGCACUGGGCCUUCUUCGAGGCCGCGCUCGAGGCGGACUGCGAGGCCGCCUGCGAGGCCGCCUGCGAGACCUUGGAGGCGGUGCUCACGCGGUGCCGCAGCGGUGGUGCGGGUCUUCAAAGGCGGCGGCCCCGAUGCAACGGACUUCUUCGCGGCGCGGGUCGCGCAGAUCGCGGAGCAGCUGCUGCGCCCGGCGCAGGGCCUGGCACCUGA
This is a messenger RNA of Effrenium voratum, 2097 nucleotides long. The record is from the annotation of a GenBank genome assembly. Lineage: Eukaryota; Dinophyceae; Suessiales; Symbiodiniaceae.